Molecule: messenger RNA, 3200 nt
Organism: Rhineura floridana
Lineage: Eukaryota; Metazoa; Chordata; Lepidosauria; Squamata; Rhineuridae
Gene: CCPG1
Product: cell cycle progression 1
Exons: 10
Coding region: 182-2701 (839 amino acids)
Cellular component (GO): membrane
Source: RefSeq, a predicted model, not a curated record
GCUUCCCAGGGGGGGCCAGCGGGAAUGCGCAGGCGCAGUAGCGGCGUCGCCUUUCCGGCUGCUCGCUUGUUGUUGUUUUGACAGAGGCGGCGGCGGCAGGAGCAGCCUGGCCCGAGCCCCGUCUCCCCCAGCUCGCCCUCAGGUGGCCAGGAGCGGACGGGCACGCUCAGCAUCUUUCAAAAUGUCUGAAAAUUCCAGUGACAGUGAUUCAUCUUGCGGCUGGACAGUCAUCAAUCACGAGGGCUCCGAUGUUGAGGCAGUGGCAUCUGAAUAUGAAGCUGGAAGUGGUCAUGUGGAGCCAGCCUCGGACGAAUCUCCAUCUCUUGCACAAGGUGACAAGCAGCAAGAGCAGCCAGUGGAUUUGCAAGCUGAAUUUGGCCAGGGUGAUGUGUCAUCAAUGGUAGAUCAAAGACAUUCUUCUUCAGAGACCACCAAGCAAAUUCAAGAGGAUGAGAAAGAGAAAUUGCCAGAUGAAAGUUCCUGUGUGGGGGCUGUUAGUGACGAUUCUGACAUUGUGACACUGGAGACUCCCAAAGUGGAAGAAAUCGGAAGCCAGGAAGAAGCUGUGCCUGUAGAGGAAAUUCCUGUCCCUGAAGAUUUUAACAUGGGCUCCUCUUCUAGUAGCCAGUAUACAUUUUGCCAGCCAGAAACAGCCAAUUGGCUGGAGAAACUCCGGAAGAUCCCAGCGUGUGUCAGUGGAUGGGCCUUUCUGCCUCAUCCCAGUGGUGAAGAAUCAAGCAGCGAUGAAACCAGCAACCGCUCCAGCCCCACCCUCAGGCGACGGCGUGCAAAGAAGAAGCUCAUCUCGAGUUCUGAAUCGGAGGAUGUGCCGCCUCUUGAACAGGAGACGGAACAUGUCAAGGACCAUUCACACAAACAUCAGUUCAGUAGCGGCCUUAAUAGAUGCAUUAUCCUCGCCUUGGUGAUUGCCGUCAGCAUGGGCUUUGGGCAUUUUUAUGAUAAAAGAGAAAAUUUUCUGUUUCAAGGUACUGUUCAGAGCCAAAAACGCCAGCAAUUGGUUGAGAAAACUCAUGAAGAUGAACUGAAUGAUAUAAAGGAUAAUCUUAUUCAGUGCCAAGAAGAACAAGGCAUUAAAGCAGAAUGUAAGUCUCUAAAGGAAGGCCUUGCAACAUGCUUGCUUACAACAGAAGUGGAGAAAAAAUCCUUUGCAUCUCAGAAGCAUCAUCUUGCUUCAGAAAACCAGCACCUGAGGGAAUCUUUAGAGAGGGAAGAGAAAGUUUUGGCUUUGCUGCAGGAAGAGCUGAGGAAGCUGCGGGAACAAAUAAGGCACCUGGAGCGCAAAGGCCCAGGCGAGUCAGUGGCCACUGAGAAUCAGCAGCUGAGAGCCCAUCUGGAGGAGGAAAGACACAAGACGCAAAGUUUUGUGAAGCAGAAAGAGACCUUGCUGGCCGAGGCACAAAUGCUGCGAAGAGAACUGGAAAAAGAGCGCCAGCUGACGGUGGCCCUCCGGGAAGAUCUGGAAAAGCGAAGUUCUCAGCAGGCAUCCCCCGGGGCAGCGGCAGGGGAUGGCCUGCAAGAGAACCACGAACUAGACGCUUUGCGGGGAAGGCUGAUUGAUCUGGAAAAGAAGCUUAGCUUUGAGCAGCAGCGUUCUGAUCUGUGGGAAAAGCUGUAUGUUGAAGUCAAGGACCACGCUGGAAAGCAAGAGCAAAUGGGAAAACCAGAGAAGCCAGCUGGGAGAGGAACACACAAAACCAAAAAUAAGCCCAAAGUGACGUUUUUUGGCUCUGUUAAAGAAACAUUUGAUGCCAUGAAAAAUUCAACAAAGGAAUUUGUAAGACACCAUAAAGAGAAAAUUAAACAGGCCAAAGAAGCUGUGAAAGAGAACUUGAGAAAAUUCUCAGAUUCUGUGAAGUCCACUUUCAGGCACUUUAAGGACACCACAAAAAGUAUCUUUGAUGAAAGAGAGAAGAAAAAGUACAAUGACAACAGACAUGAGGCUAACCGAAGAGGAAAGACCAUUUAUCAGGCAGACAGUUCCCGUGAAGGGGCACGCAAGGAGACCCCCCACAAGUCACCUGGCAACCAGAAACAGUUCAGAGACGGAAGAGAAUCCAAAGAAAACCGUCCCCCUCUGCGCUUCUCCAAAGAUCCCACCUUCCAGGAAUGCCCCAAAAGGAACAGGAAACAUUGUACGGUCCUAAAGGGCUGCACUGGCAUUUUUGACUGUGCCCAUCAGGAGUUUGUUGGCCUCUUUGAUCAAGUGCUGGACCCUAUUCGGGCAGAUGAAUUUAAUCAAUUAAUGCACAAAUAUUUGCAGCAAGAAGUGAAGAACUUCCACCAUUGGAGAGAACUGGAGAUUUUUGUUAAUAAAUUUUUCCGUAACGGUGUCUUCAUACAUGAUCAGAUGCUAUUCACGGAUUUCGUUAAUGACAUUAAGGAUUACCUUGAAGACAUAAAAGAGUACCAGAGGGACAGUGAUGGAGUAUUUGAAGACCUGGAUAAAUAUAUCUACCGAUACUACUUUCAUUAUGAUCACUUGCCUCAGCACGGACCAAGCUAUCCGGCUAAGCGGGCCUUCACCCAAACUCAAAGUCCACAGCAGGAACGGCAUGCCCCAAAGCCCCAGCAUCGCUCCAAGAGAGAAGGCAGAUGGCACAAACAAGGGCGCAGGAAUGGAAGACACAUGGCAAACUUGGAGAUAGAGUUGGGUCAGCUGCCCUUUGGUCCAAAGUAUUAAAUAGUUGUCAGAGGGAGCCCAGCAGGAUGACUGACCAUCUUUGGAGCUGAUUGUAGCUUUCAACAGAGCAAUCAAGAGCACGUUUUCCCCUUCCCAGAGACCACCCCCAUCUCCCAGAUCAAUCCAGCUUCUCAGUUUGCACCUUGCCUUUCAGUCUUCUUGGGAAACAUUAAUUUGGGUGCAGUCCUACUAUUGCAAUAAAAAAGCAGGGUAAGCAGUAGCUUGUGUGUGUUUGCAAAAUAAGCUUCUUUGCACUUGUUGGUACUUAGAAUUCAAACUUGAUUCAGACACAAUGUAAGAGUAAUAUUAUGAUGCACUAAUUUCAUCUCAUGCUCUUCAAAAGCAUGUCUGCUUGUUCUUGUGGUGUAAUGGUUGGUGUGCUUUGGAACCUGUUGACUUCAUGUGUGAUGUUUUCCUAUCAGCUUUCUGACUUGCAUUUGAAAUUUCUUGAACAGCAGUAAAUUGUAGAAGAAAAAUAAAGACUUGGUUGGAAAAAUUA